Messenger RNA from Protopolystoma xenopodis, 411 nucleotides. Lineage: Eukaryota; Metazoa; Platyhelminthes; Monogenea; Polystomatidea; Polystomatidae. The record is from the annotation of a GenBank genome assembly.
AUGCCCAGUUUGGCGGACCGCUUGCAGGCAGCAAACAUCGAGGCGAAUGGUGACAAGUUGCCAGGCCGACGGGAAGCGGAGAGUGGAGACCGGACAGGUCAAGAGACGCCCACUUCCGGGAGUCGAACAAGCGGGACCUUUGCCUGCACCCUUCGCAUGCACACACAAGCCGUACACUUGAUUGCACACACGAGCCAGUUGACCGACGCAGCCGAACGCAUGUCGCCCGGUUACCCAAUCGUCAUUCUCGUCUUGACGAUCUGCCAGGCUUGUCUUGCAACCUUUGCACUUGGUCUACUACUCAUUCACCCAUUCACACGAACUCUCUCUCUCUCUCUCACACACACAAACACAUACAAUCACACACAUACGGAGAAUACUAUCAAACAAAGGUCAAGCCGGUACUGUUGA